GACAAACUCCACCUCAUAAUUUGGAACCACAAGCAUAACCCCUGCAAGGGAAUUCCACCCCAUCUGUUACUGGCCUCAAAGAUUUGAACUAAAGGGGAGCUGCACACGGUCUCAACAGAGCUGCAGCAGAACUUAAAAACCCAAGAGUACUAAAGUAAUAUCCACUUUUGCUUGUAAGUAAUCAGCAGGGAUGUUGUUACUGGGGAGUUUAAAAGCAAUGAAGAGGAAGCAGCUUUUCUGGACAAUGUUCUGUGUUCUGAGCUUGAUGGACAAUAAAGUUUCUGGUGGAAACAACCACAGCUCAUCAGCCACUACCUCACCUUCAGCGAUGAAUGCUACUAUCACCAGUGUAACACCAGCAAUAACAACUAUCACUCUCACAGAAAAGAUGGAGCCUAAAACUAUUUCACCAACACCAGAAGGAAAAGCAAGUACUACUGAAAUGACCAAAGGGACUGAAGACACCAGCCCUGCGACUUCCGCAGGACCCACCCAAGCACACACGGAUGUGUCAGACCAGUCAGUGUCAGUGAAAACAUCUCCCGAUUCACAGCCGAACACAUCACAUGCUCCUUUCAGCACGACAGCACAAGCCAUGACUUCGGAAAUGGUUUCGACAGCCACUACUACUGUCCUCACAGAGCAAACUUCCCACUCAGCUACCACAGGACCCCCACCUAGUAGCGCAGUGAAGCCCAACUACACCUCUGCUUGCCAGAAUAUUAAACAUGUGAAGAAGCCCAGAGUGAUCUGCUUGCAUCUCAGUGAGCCCGACACAUGUAAUAAUUUUCGAAAGACAAAGGGAGAAAAUUUAAGUAUGGUGAUUUGUGACACAACCUCACCCUACAAUCGCUUCUCUUCUCCCCCAUGCCACAUUGAACUCGCCAGAUCUGAGGUGGAUCCUUUUUGCAUGCUGCUCAUUCAGGCUGGCAUGAAAGAUGCAGAUGCAAUAGAAAAGCUCCUCCAAGAACGGCAGCCUGAUCUAAUUAAGAUUGGAAUAAAAUCCCAUCAACUGGAGAGUAUUGGACGCCACCAGAACAUUCCCCGGAACACGCUGAUUGCCUUGGUCACAUCUGGACUCUUGCUGGCGUUUCUGAGUUUGGCUGGAUACUUCCUUAUGAAACGACGGAGUUGGAGCCCCAGGGGAGAGAGGCUGGAUGAAGACCUCUAUUACACUGAAAACGGUAGCCAGGGCAAUACAGGGAUCACCGUGGCCUCCCAAGAGCACUCCGCGCCGCAGGAGAAGCCAAAUCUCAACAGAGGGGCUCAGAAGAAUGGGACUGGACAGGCAUCCUCAAAAAAUGGACAUUCAGCCAGGCAGCACAUUGUUGCUGACACGGAACUGUGAAAUGUGCCAGGGUGACUGCCUUAUUAUCAUGAUUUGAAGGGGGGUGGGGGAGAAGAGACAGGAGCAGGGGGUAAGGGAGAGAUUAUCCCUUGGAUGGCUGGGAAAAUAUAACCCUUUUUUAUCUGAAGAACUCCAAAGUCCCACUCUAAAGCACUCUAAACCCCAGAGCUAACGUAGCACUGUGUUGACCUAUCCUAGCAAGGAGCUUCUAGGGGUUAAUACAGGGCUAGGGUUCUUUGCUCUUCCUUUAGCAGAAGAGAAUGGGAUGUGAUCAGCAGUCAAACCACCCAAGCAAGGGAUGGGGAAGAUAUUUGGAAAUUCAGAGCUAUGUCAGCUUUGUAAGAAAUUGGCUUGAUACUGAUUUUACUUGGAAGGGAAGGGAGCAGGGAGGGAGUUUAAUUCUUCAUGAGCCGAUGGAGCAUUUUACUGUCUCUUGUUAAAGACACAUGCUAUUAACCUCGCUUCCAGGCCUCCCAGUGGAGAAUCAGGGGCUGUCUGCGUGAGAGACACUUCCAAAAAGUGAGGAAAUGGCCUCCCCUUACCAUCCUCUGAACUACAAAAGUGAAUGCCCCAAAACUGCAAGUCCCACCCAUGUACCACUACUCUGGUUCUGUGCUCUCAUUGUUAUAUGUAAAAAAUAAGAAGUGCCAUAUAGCAACUGAAUUGCUUCUAAUGAGAUAUGGGCUCAAGCCAGAAAAACCUGGAUCCAGAUUACAAACAACUCAAAUUCCAGCAGGGGCUUGGGCCCAUUACAAUAUAGGGAUCUGGGUUCUGACUACCAUCACCUCCGAAGUUGUAAUGUCUUUCGCUGUGAUCGUUUGGUUUAGCCUCAUCUUUGUAUUUAAGUGCAGCCUUUUCCUCUCUCAGCAACAUUAGUAAGUUAAUGCCCCUUCUUGUGCUUUAUAUCCUCUCAAUGUUUAAUGCUCUUGUGGAACUUGUAUGUAAAGCUUUCCAGGUGGAGUCUGGUAUUGAGAUGUGAAUAGACUUGGAGUUGAAUUACUAUCUCCCCCCCCCCCCCCCCCGCCUCAGCAUAUGUGUAGUUUUGCAGUGAAUCCUCUGGUAUCUGGCUCCCAUAGACUGGAGGCACUAGUUGAAGGUGAAGGGAGUGAUAUGUGUGUGUACAAGAGCAUAUGACACUGCUCUAGACAACUCACCCCACUUUGAGUGCUUGCAACAGUAUUGUCAAGCCACGUGGAAGGAGCUGGCAUUGUUACCCACCAUGAGGCCUUGGAAAUAUGUAGAUAUCAAAGCAUUCCUAAAAGAAUCCAAAAAAUUGUCAUACAGGAAAGAAACCUCAGUCCUGCUAAUAGAUGUUUGGCCUUCCCUAGUAAUAGGGGGUUGUGUAUAUAUAUAUAUAUAUAAAAAAAACAUACAGGGGAAAGAUUUUCACUCUUAAGAACAAAGAAAAGGCCUCUCAGCAACACUGAAGUGUUAAGGCCAGGAGCAAUCUCUACCUCCUCUUGAGCUUGAGAUUGUUCUCUUGGAAAAAGUGGUUUUAGCCAAGCCCAUUCUGUGUGGGUCAGGAGUCACAUAUCAUUCAGUAAAGGGUGAAGUCCAACAGACCUACUUAUGUCUGGAUUCACUUUGUCGGAUGGAGCCAGUCCCCAUGAAUAUUUGCUGCCUGUAGCCUUUGUGGUUCCUGGACUCCUGACCAGCAGGCCACAGUUUGGCUAGUUGCAGGUGGAGGCCUCUAUCAGUAGGACCAGUGUUGUUAUAGCAGCUACAGCCCUGCCCUGGGCACAGCCUUGCGGGAUGAGGGAGCAGGUAUGUGUAAAGGGAAAAGAAAUUUAAAUGAAGAAAGGGGACUGGCUGGCUCACUGGCUUUCACCUCUAUGUCUCGGAUUCCAAUGAAGCCCAGGUUGGUGGCUGACCACAGACAUCGCUAUAUGAUCCAUGUAUUGGUGGCCCGUGUACAAUGAGUAGGGGACACACCAUCACCAUUGGCAUUAACAGACUCCAUUCUUGGCAGCUUCAGCAUUGGGGCUGAGGACUAAUGGGCCUGGAAAACUGACAUACCCUCUCACUACUAAAGGUUAUUGCCAUUCCUUGUCAAGACUGAGACUCACAGGUGUCUGGGAUGUGGGGACAGGCUGCUUUCUGCCUGAUCAUACUAUGCUUAACCAGAAGGAUUUCAAUUUCAAGUUCUGUCAAUCAGGCCCUUUUCACCAGCACUAAAGUCAAGUAAAAAUACAAAAACUAUUGAUUUUAAGUUUUGUUUGUUUUCUUUUUUACAAACAGAUCUGUAAAUACUGUCAGUAAAAAGAGCUGAGAAUUGAA
Terrapene triunguis (Three-toed box turtle) is the source of this 3625-nucleotide messenger RNA. It is a transcript of the gene CD34, whose product is annotated as CD34 molecule. The coding region runs from base 191 to 1348 and encodes 385 amino acids. The transcript has 8 exons. Lineage: Eukaryota; Metazoa; Chordata; Testudines; Emydidae. Gene Ontology annotation, cellular component: membrane. The record is from RefSeq and is a predicted model, not a curated record. Gene Ontology annotation, biological process: cell-matrix adhesion.